AUUUGUCUCUCUUAUCUUCUCACAGCUUUUGAAAACCAUGACCUUUCUAAAAAUGAAAAGCCUUUCUUUCUUCUUCACCAUCCUCCUCUCUCUUUCUACGUUCUUCACCAUCUCCGACGCACGGAAGUUUAAUGUCGGAGGCAGCGGCGCGUGGGUUCCAAACCCACCUGAAAAUUACGAAUCUUGGUCUGGAAGAAACCGUUUCCUUGUUCACGACACACUCUAUUUUAGCUACGCUAAGGGAGCUGACUCGGUGGUAGAGGUGAACAAGGCUGAUUACGACUCUUGUAAUUCAAAGAAUCCGAUCAAAAGAGUGGACGAUGGAGAUUCUGAGAUCUCUCUUGAUCGUUAUGGUCCGUUUUACUUCAUCAGUGGCAAUGAAGAUAACUGUAAGAAGGGUCAAAAGCUUGCAGUUGUUGUCAUAUCUGCUAGGGUUCCAUCAACGGCUCAGCCUCCUCACGCCGCUGCACCGGGAAGUUCCACGCCGGGAUCAAUGACUCCACCUGGAGGAGCCCACUCGCCUAAAUCUUCCUCCCCUGUUUCUCCGACUACUUCUCCUCCGGGAUCAAUGGCCCCUAAAUCCGGUUCCCAUGGUUCUCCGAUGACUUCACCGCCGGGAUCAAUGGCUCCUAAAUCCGAUACUCCUGUUUCUCCGGCGACUUCUCCCCCGGCACCACCUAAAUCCACUUCCCCUGUUUCCCCAUCCUCUGCUCCGAUGACUUCACCGCCGGCACCAAUGGCACCUAAAUCAUCUUCCACUGUUCCUCCGUCUUCUGCUCCGAUGACUUCACCACCUGGACCAAUGGCACCUAAAUCUUCAUCCCCUGUUUCAAACUCACCCGCCGUUUCUCCAUCUUCGGCUCCGGGAGGAUCUGUUUCAGAUUCUCCGUCAGCAAACUCACCGUCAGGCUCGGGGAUGGGUCCUUCGGGAGAUGGUCCAUCAGCCUCCGGUGAUAUCACUACGCCGGCGGGAGCUCCAGGGGAGAAAAAAUCGUCGGCGAAUGGUAUGGCCGUUAUGUCUAUUACUACGGCCUUCUUCCUUAAUAAACUGCGUGUCGUCUGGAAUGCACAAAAACGACGCGUACUUUGUACUUUCCCGCCACACAAGAAGUCCCUCAAAUCGAGAAACCUCGCCGAUUCAAGCAGUUUCUCCUCUUUCCUUACGGCGAUGACGGCCAAGCGAAACAGUAAGAAACGCCCUGCUUCGAAGGUCUCAGAUUCCGUCAACUUAUUCCGAUCCCUUGCUUCAGCAAUUACGUCCUCUCAGGUUUCUCAGAAGCCAAUUUUGAAACGUUUAUUGUGCCUUCUGGGUCCUUUAUCAUUAACCCAACCAAUAAAUUGGGAGAAUUGUGACGUCGCUUCACAUUAUUGGAAUAUCAAGUUCAAUGGAAAGCAAGUGGAAUUGAUUAGUUUCGAGGAUGUCUGUUACCUCUCUGAUGUUUUGUUCACAGAGCUUGAUAGGAGUUUCGAAAACCUAUUCGCUACUUUAUUCAAACAAAAGGCUGAAGCUUGUCCCACAUUUGCAAGCACAGAAGAUAGUAUUGAAUUAGCCACUCUGUUCUUAAAAUGUUGUAUGAAGAUCAUGACUUUACUUGUGCCCAAACAAGAGCUGGUUCUGGAGAAGGCCAAAACUCUUCUCUCGAUCCUCAGUAGAUUGGUUUGUGCAAGGAAUGGAGAUUGUUCUUUUGUAUUCACGCAGGACGGUUCUUUUGAUCCUCGCCAUAUGUUUCUUUGUACAGGGAUUGAGGUUUUCAUGGAUGAGAUUUUGGUGAAUAAGUCAAUCAGGGAUCUUCUUUUCGUAGUCGAUUCUGCAUUCUCCUCAUGUAGACUGUUCAGUAAGCAUGAUAGGGCCGGUGUGGUAGAAAUGGUUUCUGCUCAUUUUAUCAUCUCAACUUCUGAUGAGAAAACGAAUCAAAUGUGUAUUGAGAGAUUAUAUUGGAAGCAAGGUAAUGCAUUUAGAACUCCCCAGAUAAGCAUGAGUGCUGCUGUGUCCUUGCUGCUAAACCCGGUUAUGUUCUCUGCACCAAGAAUGAUCCAUGCCUAUGUGGUUUUAUUGGUGUCUGACGCCAUUGGUAUUUGUUCACAUACAUGCAUUAAGGGAUUAGACCUUCAGCUUAUUGAUCACUAUAUUGAUGCAUUUGAAAAGUCUGUUGUAUUGUAUAAGAGACACAUGUCUAAGAGUGAGAAUGGCUCAUCUGGGAAGUUUGGUGUUUUGUCGAGUAACUCUCGGGUGGCUUUUGAACAUCAUGUUUUGCCCUCAACACUGGCGAAAGUUUAUGAUGUUACACUGAAGCUAAAGGAUUCAUGGGAUUCAUAUCAAAGUGAUAAUGCGAAGAGAGAAAACAAUGAGCUGGUAGCGUAUUCUGUUGCAUACGCAAAGGAAAGCUUGUGUAUAUUUGAUAGCUCCUGCUCGGAAAAUAUGUUGUCUCAGACCUUAUCAAUUCUUGGUUGCGUGAUACUUAGAGCUAGUUCUGAUGAUGUUAUGGACUCUGUGUUGGAAAAAUACAACACAUCUAGUAUGGAAGAUCUAUAUCUGCUUGCAUCCACACUUAAGUUCAUGACUUGUUCGAUGUUGCAAGCCAUCCGGGUUCUCAGGAAUUGGAACUGGCAUCGAGCUGAAGCUGUAGGUGAUGUUCGAGCUUGCAAGGAAUACAAAGCCAUGAUGGAUGUUGUUCAACGUUUUGAACAGUUCAGUGUUCAUUUGCCCUGUCAAAGUUUCCUGCGCGAUAGACUGGAAUCUCAUCCUCACAGAAAUGUGAAGUCUAAGUGGAUGCUUAUGCAUUUUGCAGGCUUGCUGUCUGUAAGCUUUGCACUCAAGCUUGACUUUCUAGUGAAGGACUCCAUUUUUGGAAUGGUGAUAUCUCUGUAUUUAUUCAUCCUAGAAGGGGGUGACUUGGAAGCACUUGGGGAUUCAGUUGGACACUCAGAAAAUCCGUCAUCGUCCAUACCAUCAAGUGGUUCCAAACACUUGGCAGCUUCUGGUAAAGCUGACGAGACUGCAGUAGAUAGGAAACAGAGCGGGGCGGUUGCUUUGAAGUUUCACAAAAUCCGAACUUUGUAUAUGGGGAAGGUGUCUGAAGCUAAAGAUCCAGAGAAUGAUCCGGAUUCAGGAGUUGGUGUUGAAGAGGAAAGCUGCAAUGGGGAGAGAUUUCUGUGGUGUCUGGCUGGAAAAGGUAACCUGAGACAAACCGAUGUGGACGAGUUGGCAGAUUUCAUAGCGUGUGAGCCCGGUAAGGACUACUCCGACUGGCUAAAAGGGAGAGAACGAUUUCGGAAGCAGCGGUCGGACAAGAUUGCUAACCAAAGGUGGAAUAAGAAGAAAAAAGCUUGGAUCGAGAGCAGAGGAAGAGUGUCUAAAAGAUGAAUGUGUAUCUUCUGUUGUAAAAGAGUUAAUCAUGUAGAAAUGUCACUACUUUAGUCUCUGAUAAUUAUGUAAAAAUGGUUUCUAUUAUUAUUCGUGGAAAUUUUAUGACCCAACGCCCUUGCAAAGAGUAAAGAGACAAAAAGAAA
Messenger RNA from Arabidopsis arenosa, 3510 nucleotides. Lineage: Eukaryota; Viridiplantae; Streptophyta; Magnoliopsida; Brassicales; Brassicaceae. The record is from the annotation of a GenBank genome assembly.